Messenger RNA from Mercurialis annua (annual mercury), 678 nucleotides. Its product is annotated as fasciclin-like arabinogalactan protein 6. NCBI's taxonomy places the organism in Eukaryota, Viridiplantae, Streptophyta, Magnoliopsida, Malpighiales, Euphorbiaceae. Bases 1 to 678 code for a protein of 225 amino acids. The transcript has a single exon. The record is from RefSeq and is a predicted model, not a curated record.
AUGGCAGCAUCCACUUCUCCUCUCCAUCUCACCAUUUUUCUCUUCUUCUUCUUCUCUAUGAAAAUCCAAUCUCACCUCCACCAACUUGAUUCCAACCCUCUAAACCUCACUGAAACCCUAACCAAAAAUGGCGAAUUCAUCAUAUUUAUUAACCUUUUAGCAACAACUCCAGUUCCCUCUCAAAUCCAAAAACAACUCACCAUCUCACCACUCGGCCUCACAGUUUUUGCGCCCAGCGAUCCCGCUUUUUCCGAUCUCGAACCGGAUACAAUACUCAAUCUCACCGCUCAAAGAUUAAACGAGCUCGUCAGGUAUCAUAUUUUACCUAGAUUUUACAACUUGAACGAUCUUUUUUCGGUUAAGAAUCCGAUUAGAACUCAGGCGAGUGGUCAAGAAGGUGGUGCGUUCAGUCUUAACUUCACGGUGACAGAUGAUGGUGAGAGAGUUAAAGCGUUGACUGGAGUUGUUGGGGCUGAGAUCAAGAAAGUGUUGAGGCAAGAGUUUCCGUUGGCUGUUUACGGAAUUGAUGAGGUGUUGUUGCCGGCGGAACUGUUCGGAGAAGAGCCUCUGAUUAUGGAAGCUCCGGCUCAGCGGCUGCCGGAAGAAAUUUUGUUGGAGUUGGUUGAACACGGUGCAGAUUACUUAACAGCAGCCAAUAUUGGUUGUAAAAACAAUUAA